ACUGUUUACGGCCACAGCCCCUCCUCUUAUUAAAAAAAGAGAGAAGCGCUCAAAUUUCCUGACUUCCUCUGUGGAGCAGACGUCCUCCCUUCGUCCUGCCGCUCCUCGUACGCCUCUCUGCACAACACAGGUUCACUGGCAAUGGAGGGCGCAGAGCCAGCGGCUGGUGGCGCAACAACAGGAAGACGCGGGGACCCGGGGGCGGACGACGCGGUGCUGAUGUCCAGCAAGCCGCUGCACCGCUUCGUGCAGAGGGAGCCCGGGAGCCUCGGGAUCGUCCUGGUCGUGUGCGGCUGUGCGGAGAUCCUGAUGGGAUUCCACCUGGCCGCCGAACCGCUCGUGAGCUCCUAUAAGCUCUACAUCCCAAUCUGGGAGGGAGCACUGUUUCUUAUCAGUGGGAACCUGUCGAUCUACACUGAGAGACAGCCAUCCAAGAAGAUGGUGACCGUGACUUUGUCCAUGUAUUUGGUCUCCUUCUUUGGGGUCCUCGUCUCCUUCAGCUACAGGGUGAUCUGCUUCAGUUACCUCCACCACACCUCCCCAUGGCGGCAGGGCGAAGAGUGGCUCUUCUACCAAACCAACCAGCUCGUCGCCGUCGAGAGCGUGCUGUUCGUCACCUCCGUGUGCGUGGGCGUGAUUCUCAUCUUCCUGAGCUGCGUUGCCCGUUUGGCACUAAGAUCCACAAGGACCCAGGUCAUUGUCCAUUGCGUCCCAGCGGCACCACAGAGCGAAACCACUACAGACUGAAUCAGCGUUCAAAAUAUCAUUCUGUAACGUCUAACACUUAUUUUCCUGGAUGUUACUCAGCUACUAAAACCUACUUAAAUCAACAAACACGCGCCACGUUCAGGAUAAUUCUACUUGUGUCUACACAUGAACGGUGAUAUAGAUCUGCUGUACAUAUACUGUGAAUGUGUAGAAGACGUGUUUGGGCAUAGACACGUUUAGCUUUGGUUAUUUGCUUAGUGAAUAUGAUUAUUAUGAAACAAAUUUCAUGUAAAAAAAAAAAAUGGGUUGAGUUUUUCCUAGAAUAAAUGCGGAAGUAGUUCAGGAACCGGA
Messenger RNA from Betta splendens (Siamese fighting fish), 1059 nucleotides. RefSeq lists its product as uncharacterized. The transcript has 7 exons. Bases 142 to 747 code for a protein of 201 amino acids. Gene Ontology annotation, cellular component: membrane. NCBI's taxonomy places the organism in Eukaryota, Metazoa, Chordata, Actinopteri, Anabantiformes, Osphronemidae. The record is from RefSeq and is a predicted model, not a curated record.